AGCUCCAAAAUGAUUCAGAAAAGAGAAAAAGAAGCUAGAAAAAAUCAAUUGGCUGGGAUCUCAAAACGAACAAAAGUACAUUAUAUUGAUUCAGACAUCCCACCACACUCCCUACUUCUUCUCAACGCUGAUGAUCUUUUCGUGAUUUUUCUCUCCUAAAUUGCGACUCUUUUCUAUUUCCGCUCAAAAGCGGACCACUUGUACCGUAUGCAUGUGCUUUCUUCUGCACUUCUGCUCUCCCUGCACACACUUCACCUACAAGAUCCCACAUUUUCCUGCUUCCUCUGUCUUUUGGCCAUUUCGAAGAACCGAACAUACUCAGGAAGCUCUGAGCUUUUCAACUUGUGGGUUGCCGAGAUCUUUUCGUGGUAAUUGAUUAUCUGGUCGAUUUCUUGAUGUGAAGCUGAAAGAUCAUCUGGGUUCGGCUCCAAGUUGCGAUUUUUAUGAGACCCAUUUUUCACCAGUGAAGCAAUGUACCACAAAUCAUCAAGAAUGUCGGUGGGGCAGCGAUUGAUGUACCCGAUUCUCGGUAUCGCGUCCUGCAUAGCUUUCAUCUACAUUUCGUCGAGUGAUCUGAGCUUCAGCGACUACUAUACAGAGCAGCAGAUGGACUUCGUCAGACGAAAUGGGACUCAGUUCAUGGUGGGUGACGGUAAGGUGUUUUAUGUGAAUGGUUGGAACUCGUACUGGUUGAUGGAUCAUGCGGUGGAUGAGUACAGCAGACCCAGGAUCCGAGCCAUGUUUCAGGCCGGGUCGAAGAUGGGCAUGACCGUUUGCCGAGCUUGGGCCUUCAACGAUGGAGACUACAAUGCGCUCCAGAUUUCACCUGGACGGUUUGAUGAGCGCGUCUUUAGGGCUUUGGAUCAUGUCAUUGCAGAAGCAAGACGUAAUGGAAUCAGGUUGCUUCUUUGCUUAGUUAAUAAUUUGGAAGCAUACGGUGGCAAGACUCAGUAUGUCAAGUGGGCGUGGGAAGAAGGCAUUGGUUUGAGCUCAUCAAAUGAUUCGUUCUUCUAUGAUCCUUCUAUUCGGCACUACUUCAAAGAUUAUGUCAAGGUUAUCCUAACAAGGAAGAACACCAUUACUGGAGUUGAAUAUAGGAACGAUCCCACCAUUUUUGGAUGGGAGUUAAUAAAUGAGCCACGCUGCAUGACAGAUAAUUCAGGCGAUACUCUUCAGGAUUGGAUUGUGGAAAUGUCAGCGUAUGUAAAAUCAAUCGACAAGAACCAUCUACUGACUGUGGGCCUUGAGGGAUUUUAUGGUCCCAAGAGUCCCAAAAAGUCAACUGUGAACCCUGGAGAGUUCUUUUCACUACUUGGAUCUGAUUUCAUUAGGAAUUCUGAGAUACCAACCGUCGAUUUUGCCUCUGCUCAUAUCUAUCCGGACCAUUGGUUUAAGAAUCAAGAUUUUGAGGAGGAGUUGAAAUAUGUCGCUUUGUGGACGCGCUCUCACAUUGAUGAUGGUGAUAGGAUACUGAGGAAGCCAAUCAUGUUCACUGAGUUUGGUUAUUCGACUCUAAACAAGGACUUCGAUCCUUCAAAACGAGACAGGUUCUUCAAAACAAUUUUUGAUGUGAUAUACAAAUCAGCGAAGAAACAAGGAGCUGGAGCAGGUUCUUUUGUGUGGCAGUUCUUGGUGGGAGGAAUGGAGAAAUAUAACGAUGAUUUUGGUAUCGUUCCCUGGGAGAGGCCAGAGACCUACAAGCUGAUUACGCAACACUCCUGCAGAAUGGCCAGAAUUAGGGGAUCAGCUGAGCUCAGGGGUAAUUUGAAAGAGUUGUGUUCGCAAAGAUAACGAGGGUGUCGAUUCUUUUAUAGAAGUUCUUUUUCUCAUCCUAGGCUAGUAUGAUUUUCUGCCACUGAUGGUGUGAAGCAUGCGGGACUGGCGAUCUUCUUGUACCAUAUCCUUCACGUAUACGCAUAUGUUUUGGACCGAAUGAAUUUCAUUUUGAGUGCUAUGAAUUAAAGAAAGCUAAGAUAAUGUGAUUUCUGGGUUUUGAGAGGAA
This is a messenger RNA of Rhodamnia argentea, 2002 nucleotides long. Its product is annotated as mannan endo-1,4-beta-mannosidase 2-like. Lineage: Eukaryota; Viridiplantae; Streptophyta; Magnoliopsida; Myrtales; Myrtaceae. The record is from RefSeq and is a predicted model, not a curated record. Bases 472 to 1791 code for a protein of 439 amino acids. Gene Ontology annotation, molecular function: hydrolase activity, hydrolyzing O-glycosyl compounds. The transcript has 5 exons.